AUGGUCUGUCAAAAAAAUCGAUAAAAAUAUCUCAGUGUCAGUGAUAAAUCUCUGUUUAGGCCACAAAAAUGUAUAACUUCCGAAAUACUGAAUUUUAAUUGUAGACUGGAUAGAAUGAUAGACAAGGUUCCUUCAGGCAAUGUACACGGCGGUUGUUUUAAGCAUCGGCUUGGUUAUUAUUUUGGCUCUACUCUUUUAUAAGCGAUCAUGGAAAGAGGAGUCCCCCCGUACGCAUGUGGAGCCGACCUUCACGCCGAGCGUGCCGGUGCAGCUGGUCCACCGGCUGUGUCCUCACCACAACGUGGUUCAACGUUUCGCCGUAGAGCAGAAGGACAGCCUCGACGACCAUCUAGAUGCGCUCACUCGCAAGCUUGCUGAGAAGGAGGGAAAGCUUCGGAUCUCCAAAUCGAAGAUCCGCGAAACCCAGAACGAGAUCGACAACUUGCACGCGAUAGACCACCACGUGCGUCAGAAGUACCGUGACGUCAUGGAAUCUCUCCGUUCAGAUUUGCUCAACAACGAGACCGAAUGCAAGCGCAUACAGGACCAGAUUGAGUGGGUCUCACACAGGAGAGCGGAACUACAUGACGAGGUCCGACGAGGUCAAAAGCUCUAUGGAGAAGCUACGCUCAAGUUAGCGAACAACUUGGCUAAUCUACAGAAGAUGCGGGAACUGAAAGUGACUGAUAAACCGUUCACAAGGGGAUCAAAUGAGUCCCUCAUCCAGAGGAAGGAGGUACACAUCCCUACAGCGUGCUCGGUCGCAUCGAGCAUGAUGAAAUCCAAUCCUCCGACCCCGGAACCCUUUCCUCAUUUCAACAUGUAAUAACUUUGACAGUUAAAAAAAAUACGUUUUGAAAUGAUUUAUAUUUUUGUUAAAUUUUACUAAUUUAUAUUUUUUCUA
Messenger RNA from Papilio polytes (common Mormon), 904 nucleotides. RefSeq lists its product as uncharacterized. The coding region runs from base 140 to 826 and encodes 228 amino acids. The record is from RefSeq and is a predicted model, not a curated record. Lineage: Eukaryota; Metazoa; Arthropoda; Insecta; Lepidoptera; Papilionidae. The transcript has 4 exons.